Molecule: messenger RNA, 1853 nt
Organism: Suillus clintonianus
Lineage: Eukaryota; Fungi; Basidiomycota; Agaricomycetes; Boletales; Suillaceae
Product: WD40-repeat-containing domain protein
Exons: 7
Coding region: 1-1569 (522 amino acids)
Molecular function (GO): protein binding
Source: RefSeq, a predicted model, not a curated record
AUGUCUUCAACGACCGCGAAGCAAGACAUACCAGUGAUCAAGCCUCGCGGAAAAAUCCAAGGACACACCGCAAGGGUCACUGGCGUCCUACGACUGCCCGGUCUGCGACGGCGCAUCAUCACCUGUUCAGACGAUGGCUCGAUUCGAGUCUGGGACUUGGAUAGCGGCAUGCAGGUCGGAGAUGCCUGGAAGGACGAAGGAAGUGGAGUAGUGGCUGCCAUAGCAUUGUCGCCGGAUGACACAAUGGUAGCGAGCGGGAGUAAUGAUGGUGCAGUGAGAUUGUGGGACAUUGGCACGGGUGAGGUCGUCAAAAAAUGGACAGGGCACAAAAAGCUUGUGUGGUCUGUGUGCUGGAGUCCAGACGGAAGGCGAGUGGUGAGUGGAUCCAUGGAUCAUACAUUCAGAGUGUGGGAUGUCAAGAGUGGAUACACAAUCCUCGGACCAAUCCAGGCAACAUCAAACAUGCCUGUGUUGGCUUGUUACUCUCCAGAUGGCACGAUGAUUGCGACGAGCGGGCACCAGCUGAAAAUCUGGGAUGCCAACACGGGCGAACUACUCAAAACACUCGAGGGAAAAGUUUGGCGCAUGUUAUGGACCACCGAUGGAAAAACGCUUAUAACCUACGACAUUGGAAUCAGGAAGCUUGACACUGCUACCUGGACCCAAACCGCUUCUAUUGAGGGGUACAAAAGACUCAGUGAGAUUUCGUUAUCUCCGAAUGAGCGCAUCCUCGCAAGUGUAUCGAAAGAGAAAACAGCACAACUAUUGAAUCUCGAAAACGAUCAGUUCAUUGGACCGCCCCUCUAUCAUGAAGAUAUGGUGAGAGGCGUGGCCUUUUCUGCAGAUGGAAAGUACCUCACCACUGGCUGCGACGAUGGCCGCAUCUACAAAUGGGACAUCUCUACUAUCAUCAAAGAAGCUGGCCUCGAUAAUCUGCUGUCGGACAAUAUCUGCUCAUCCUUCCAGGUGAAUACUGUCAACAAAUCAGUGUUAGAUGCUGAUGCUACACCACGACGAGCCCCGAAAAUUGAAGCCGCUCGUCGGAUACCGCAAGGGUUUUUCGAUGACUCCUCGACAUCACGCAGUCGCCACACCGCCACACCACGUCAACCUCUUACCCCUCUCAGCUGGGCUCAAAAAUUCGUGUCUCGUACGCUACGCAGACGAGAUGGAUCAGGCAUUCGGUUGCCACCAGUAGUCGAAGUCCCGUUAACGGCAGGCAAGCCUAGGGAUUAUUAUGCAAGAAAGAAGCGCUCUGCAAGCUCCUCUCAACUUCCCAAACCUCAUACCACACAGCAACCAAGCGGCGGAGCGACCCAAAGCAAUCUGUCAUCAUCACAGCAACCACCCGCUACUGCCACCACAUCCACGACGCCUCCCGCAGUCGCUGGUACUGCAGGGGCAGCCGGUACAAAUCCUGAUAUCACCAUACGACAGGCUGGAUGGCGGGCUCGUUUCCUGCUCUGGGCGCAGACUGCUGGGGGCGCCCGCUCAACCAGCCCAUCACCGUCUACCUCCAUCUCAAACCCUCCAUCCUUGACAUAUCCAGUCAAUCUGACUAUGUCGUAGACUCCAUUGCCAAUAUUCAUAAUUGCCCGUGAUGACCUCGUCAAGGAUUCCGUUUCAACUAGGAGCACAUCCACCUCAUCCAAAAUUGACUGUUUGAACGUUUAGUGACAAUCGAGCUCAAAGAUCUACCAUGAUAUCAUGGCAUGGAGUGGUCCUUGAUUUCCUGAAAGCAGUCUAUCCGAGCAGGGCACUAUUACUCCAAGUGAACCAACUCAACGCACAUAGGUCAACUAGACUGUAGUCUUCGACAGGAAGAACGUUUCAGAUCGCAACAUCCUUCACAU